Messenger RNA from Erythranthe guttata (spotted monkey flower), 2406 nucleotides. RefSeq lists its product as uncharacterized. NCBI's taxonomy places the organism in Eukaryota, Viridiplantae, Streptophyta, Magnoliopsida, Lamiales, Phrymaceae. The record is from RefSeq and is a predicted model, not a curated record.
UAUAUAUAUUACUAAAUUUGUUUGAAAGAUACAUGGGUAAAUAGGGGUAAAAAUGCAUGAAUAAAAUAGAAAUCAUAAUUAAUAAUUAAUAUCAAACAUCACAAUCUAGAAAAUAAAAGACAAAAUUGGGGCAGACAAUCUGUACCAGGUGGGAAGAGCUCAAAGGGUGGUGUUGUUUCCAUCGCGACACGUGUCACCCAGCAGGUUACGUGCUACAGUAGCCAUGAUUUCAGAUUCAACCCUCUUAAUAGCCAUAGCUAUUUCUUUUGAUGAACUAAAGUAAUUAGCAGCAUGCAACGAAAAAGUGUAACGGAAGGAAGGAACACAUGUAGUGUGUGCUUUUGUGUGUGAGAGAGAAGAUACAAAGUAGUUCGAGUAGUUAAGAACACAUAAAGAGGAAAGAGAGGAUUUUUUUUGUGUGUGUGUCAGAGUGUGUGAUUUCAAAAUUCAAUUAUCUCUCACCUGUGCGUGAGUAUUAUUUGUUGUCAGCACUGAAACUCUGUAACAACUCUGAGUCAGCAGAUACUCUCGCUCUAGAAUUAUUUCAUUUCUAGAGAGAGAGAGAGAGAGAGAGAGAGAGAGGGGAAAUAAUAAUGAACAGUGGUGAGGAGGAAAAAGUAAAUGAGAAAAGAGGAGAAUUAUUGUUGAUGGGGGAUAAAUUGAAACGUGUGGGGGGUAAAAGUAAAAGAGAGGGAAACUCUACGCCUUCACCUACAUGGAAAUUGGGGCUAAUUCAAUUUGAUGGCAAAACCCUAAUUCAGGAUCUCAAUUUCUCCACCAAAUCGAACAAUAAUCUCUCUGCCAGGAAAUUGGGCGCCAAUCUGUGGGAAAUGCAGCCCCUCCGCCGCUCUAACAUGGCCGACAAUUUCCCUAGCUUCAGCCAUCAUCACCACAAAGACGAUGAGGAAGACGAAGAACACAGUCCCUUAAACCAGCUGAAAAAUGGCGUAAAUUCGAGAAAGCAAAAUUCACCGUCACUUACACGACACAAUCGAAGAGUCGAAAAAGUUGCGCAAGCUCAACAGCCACUGUCUACUGCUAGCUAUUGUAGUUCAAUGGAGGUGGCUCCGCAUAGACCUGCAAUCAGCCCAAACAGUUCUUUACCCUCCACCAGCAAAUUCGGGGAGUCGAGUCACAGCCUCAAAACAUCGACCGAGUUGCUCAAAGUGCUCAACAGGAUUUGGAGCCUCGAAGAAAAACACGCACUAGACAUGUCGUUAGUGAAAACGUUGAGGAACGAACUGGACCAAUCACAUGCAAGAAUUCAAGAACUGCUGCAAGAUAAGGAAACCGAACUAAACAAAAUCGAUACUUUAACCAAGCAAGUAUCGGAGUACAAAAGCGAACUCAAAUUAAAAAGAAAUUCAGAAAAGCGUCACAAAAAGCUAACGACAGAGCUUUUAGAGAUCAAGUCUUUGUUCUCUAACGCCUUGACAGAACUCGAACAAGAGAGGAAAGCUCGUACAUUGAUAGAGGACCUAUGCGACGAGUUUGCCAAAGGCAUAAGAGAAUACGAACAAGAACUACGGUUAACGAAGCACAAAUUUUAGUAAAGGACAAGAUUCCAAGAAAAGGAAAUGACCGUUUAGUCCUUCACAUUUCCGAAGCCUGGUUAGACGAACGAGCACAAAUGAAGCUAGCGGGUACUCAAAAUGUUCUGGAAAAGCAAUCAUCUUUUGAUAAGUUAAUAGUCGAAAUCGAAGCAUUUCUUCGAGUAAAGCAAUCUUCGAAAAGUGAUAUACUUUCGCGCUCUUUGGAAUCCAUCCACUUGAACGAGCCCGCAAGUGCUCCUUGGAAGGGGAACGAAGAUGAUGAUUCUGCAAGUAUUAGUCAUCAUCGUGCGCAGUUUCGUCACGCGAAUGAAACAGGGCUGUCUGAGAACGAGGAAUCGCCAGCAACGAAAAAAUCAAGAAUGGAGAAUUCAUACGGGGCGAAAAGUCUGCAAAGAUUCUAUCGGAAUAGAAUAAGUGAUGCUGACGUGGAGUUGAAGGACGCGAGAGUUAGGAACCGUGCUUUGGAAUCGGAGGAUAAGAGGGUUCGAAUAUGGGAGAGUAAUUGCCCAGAAGGUUCGUUCGAUGCGGGUGUGUUUGCGGGCCCACCGAGUCCUGUUAGAAAAUGGACUGAUCAUGAGAUAUGUGUGUCUUCUUCUCCAGGCUGGCAGAAGAGUAUGAAAGCUGAUACUUUGAAGGCAAAGUUGAUGGAAGCAAGGCAGCAAUCACGUGCCAGAAUUUCCAAAGGCUAGAGACUUUAGAUAAAGGAAUUAUGUGUAGGUUAAUUAAUUUAUAUGAGGAAUAUUCCUUUUUUUUCUUUUUUUUUUUGUAACAAUUUUGAUAUCAACUUAUGCAAUUUCUUUAUUUUAUGAUUUUUUAAAUGAAUCAUAGUGGAGAAAAUAGACUUCAAUUUUAU